AUGGACUGCCGCUCGUGGGCUGCGGCCAAUGCCGAUGAUGGCCCCCGAUUCCGCUCCGGGAGGCCGGUUGUGAAUGUUUCGCCCGGCCGGCUUCGUAGCACCAGCUCCCGGGCGCGCACGUGGCGGUGGACCGCUUGCUGGAAUCUCUUGCUAGGAUGCGUGCUCUUCGCCCUCUGCCUCGGCCAAUGGCCCGCUGUUGCGGCCAUGCGCCCGGAUCGCGUGACGGAGUUGCGACGGGAGACCGUCGAGAUGUUCUACCACGGUUUUAACAACUACAUGAAAGUGGCCUUUCCCGAGGAUGAGCUUCGACCUCUGUCUUGCACUCCGCUCUCUCGGGAUCGCCGCAACCCGCGCAAUGUCGAGCUCAACGACGUCCUGGGCAAUUACUCCCUCACGCUUAUCGACAGCCUCUCGACCCUGGCCAUCUUAGCGUCUGCGCCUCCUAGCGACGGUGAUACCGGGCCAAAGGCGUUACGGGAUUUCCAAGACGGCGUGGCGGCCCUGGUCGAACAGUACGGAGAUGGAACAGAAGGCCCCUCUGGCCGGGGCUUGCGUGGGCGUGGGUUUGACGUCGACAGCAAGGUCCAGGUGUUUGAGACUGUCAUUCGCGGCGUUGGUGGCCUACUUAGUGCCCAUUUGUUUGCGGUUGGGGCCCUACCUAUCGCUGGCUAUGAACCGGGCCAUCCUAGCAGUGACAUCAACAACCCGCGUCCCAUCGUGUGGCCCAACGGACUGACGUACGAUGGCCAGUUGUUGAGAUUGGCACUUGACCUAGGUCAAAGAAUCCUACCGGCCUUCUACACUAAGACCGGGAUGCCUUACCCCCGCGUUAAUCUCCGUGACGGCAUCCCAUUCUACGCCAACUCCCCGCUUCAUGGUGGUGUCGCGGGGACGGCGGACGGGCCACCUGAGAUUACCGAAACUUGCAGCGCGGGGGCUGGGUCGUUGGUCUUAGAAUUCACUGUCCUCAGCCGCCUUACGGGUGACCCUCGUUUUGAGCAGCUGGCAAAAAGGGCGUUCUGGGCAGUGUGGUACAGGAAAAGCCAAAUUGGCCUUAUUGGGGCUGGUGUUGAUGCGGAGCAAGGACACUGGAUAGGGUCCUAUUCCGUUAUUGGUGCAGGUGCCGACAGCUUUUUCGAGUAUGCCUUGAAAUCCCACAUCUUGCUAUCAGGCCACGAGCUCCCCAACCGGACAGCGACCCCUUAUGAUCACAAUGUGGGAUGGAUGGACCCUAACUCACUGUUCGCCCCGCUGAGCGACGUCGAGAACUCGCCCGACACCUUUCUUGAAGCUUGGCAUCAGGCGCAUGCGGCCAUCAAGCGCCACCUCUACAGUGACCGUGACCAUCCCCAUUACGAGAACGUGAAUCUCUGGACGGGGUCGCUGGCGUCGAAUUGGGUAGACAGCCUUGGUGCCUAUUAUUCGGGCCUCCUUGUCCUUGCCGGCGAAGUGGACGAGGCUAUUGAGACCAACCUGUUGUACACUGCCAUCUGGACCCGCUAUGCCGCCCUUCCGGAGCGGUGGUCCAUGCGGGAAAAGACCGUUGAGGGCGGCCUGGGCUGGUGGCCGCUGCGACCUGAGUUUAUUGAGUCCACGUACCACCUAUACCGUGCGACCAAGGACCCCUGGUAUCUCUAUGUCGGGGAGAUGGUGCAACGAGACAUUACGAGACGGUGCUGGACCCCGUGCGGCUGGGCAGGGCUGCAGAACGUCUUGAAUGGAGAGAAGAAUGACCGUAUGGAGAGCUUUUUCCUCGGGGAGACCGCCAAGUACAUGUACCUGCUUUACGACGACAACCACCCGCUCAACGCUCUGGACGCUGCGUACGUCUUCACUACCGAGGGUCAUCCCUUGAUUAUACCCAAAACACCACCAGGUGGUCGGUCAAAGUCCAGAAAGUCUGGCCGCAAGGACCUUACCCUCUAUUAUGACGACGCAUUCACCAAUUCGUGCCCCCCACGCCCUGCAACAACUCCCGUGUCGGGCUCAGUUAUCGCGGCGAGAGACGAUAUAUACCACGCAGCGCGCAUGUUAGACCUGCAUCAGCUAUCCUCCUCACCACUGACCGUAGAUGGCGGGCAGAUGUCCGGGCAGCACAUGGCGAGAUCUAACCACACUCUGUUCCCCUGGACCCUUCCCGCAGAGCUGCUGCCGAGCAACGGCACAUGCGCCAAAGUUCACCACCCGCAAGAGCUCAUCCUGGAGUUUUCUUCCAACGCAGGACAGAACGCGGGAGGAACCACCUUUAACUUUAUGAUGGGGAACCAAAACCUCGAGCGGUUGAAUGCGGACCAUAUUCGCGUUCUGAGCCUGUCUGGACUUAAAAUCACCCUGCGCCUGGAGGAGGAGUUGGAGCGGGAAUGGAGAGUCAGCAAGCUUAACAGCGUCCCCUUGGGCCGCGAUGAGUUUGUCGUCUUUGACCGAUCUAUCCUCGGGGAGGUCUCGGAUCCUAGAUUCAACCUCGUUCGAGACCCCGUCAUCAUCAGGCUCCAGCAUCUGCACCAGGUCGACAUAUCCGGCAACGAAACGGGCACAAGUGAUGGUGACGCAUCACAAGACCACGAUGACAUGGAGGACGAAGACGACGACGAGGGCAUUAUCUUCGAAAUGCUCGAAGAUCCCAAUCUCGCUGUUGCUGCUGCUGAGGCAGCCGCAGCCGCUCGCACCGACCUCGGCUCACUCGUCAGAUCCCUCUUCAGUCGCCUCACCUCCUCCCUUGAUCUCCAGCUCCCCACUUCCAUCCCUGGAAUGGGUGGCCCCUCCAUAUCCCUCCCUUUCAACCUCGUCAUCAACACAACCGCCACAACCCCUACAGGCAUCGGCGCGGCCCCGUUACCCCCUGCUUCCUCGGCAUCAGGCAGUGGAGCAGCCGGCGCGCGCAUACCCUCAUUCGGCCCCGUCCCUCCCUCCUCAUUUCCCUGGACCACCAUCUAUGCCGGCGGCGACGCCUGUGAUGGUCCGCUCCCCGACGCAGCACCGCGCGACCACCAGAUCAUUCUUCUCCGGCGCGGCGGCUGCAGCUUCUCGACCAAGCUGGCGAAUGUGCCGGCGUAUGCGCCCUCGCCGAGUGCACUGCAGCUCGUGGUGAUUGUGUCGGAGGACGAGAAUAGUGGCGACAACGACGCAGACAGUGGAAAUGGUCAUGGUCCCAAUGGCGCUGGGCUGAUACGGCCGCUGUUAGAUGAGGCGCAGCGAACGCCGGGCGGGAUUUUGCGGCGAAACCCAAUCGCUAUGGCCAUGGUCGGUGGUGGAGACACGGUGUAUCAACAGUUGAAGAUGGCGAGUCGAGUAGGGGUGUCUAGAAGGUAUUUUAUCGAGAGUCAAGGCGUCAAGGUGAGGAAUAUUAUCGUGGAUGAAGGGGGUGAUGGGUUGGACUCAUGGUGA
Messenger RNA from Dichotomopilus funicola, 3384 nucleotides. Its product is annotated as glycosyl hydrolase family 47-domain-containing protein. Gene Ontology annotation, molecular function: mannosyl-oligosaccharide 1,2-alpha-mannosidase activity; calcium ion binding. Bases 1 to 3384 code for a protein of 1127 amino acids. The record is from RefSeq and is a predicted model, not a curated record. NCBI's taxonomy places the organism in Eukaryota, Fungi, Ascomycota, Sordariomycetes, Sordariales, Chaetomiaceae. The transcript is spliced from 2 exons. Gene Ontology annotation, biological process: mannose trimming involved in glycoprotein ERAD pathway; carbohydrate metabolic process; endoplasmic reticulum mannose trimming. Gene Ontology annotation, cellular component: endoplasmic reticulum; membrane.